This is a messenger RNA of Patiria miniata (bat star), 2613 nucleotides long. Its product is annotated as aspartic proteinase A2-like. Gene Ontology annotation, molecular function: aspartic-type endopeptidase activity. Lineage: Eukaryota; Metazoa; Echinodermata; Asteroidea; Valvatida; Asterinidae. Gene Ontology annotation, biological process: proteolysis. The record is from RefSeq and is a predicted model, not a curated record.
GGAGGAUAGAAAUGCGCUCCAUUUUUUAAAAUCAAUCACCCGCUUGACUACAGCAACAGCGCGCAGCGCCGGAUGCCUUCAGUUCACAGCUAUUGCAGUGCCCCCCUCGUCGUGUUGACUCCUACUUUCUUUGCUAAAGGGAGAACCUGUUGUACAGACCGUUUUCAAAUUGGCGAGUUCGUAGUUUCAACAUCAUCAUGAGGGCAGCGUUAGUGUUCCUGGUGUACUUUGGUGUGAUGUGCUUCUUGCACACAACACAGGGUGAGGAUGGAGUGAUAAGAAUACCCUUAAAGCGCCUGCAGCGCCCUCUGACGUCAGUCACAAGACGUUUCCGCAACUUUCUAAGGGAUCCUGAACCACUGAGAAAUGACAACGAAUUUUUAUAUUACGGUCCGAUUAGCAUCGGUACGCCUCAACCGUUUCUUGUCACUUUCGACACGGGCUCGUCCAACCUGUGGGUGCCUUCUGUGUUGUGUCCUGACACGGCACCUGGAUGUCCACAUCAUCACAAGUACAAUCACUCCAUGUCCUCCACCUAUCGACCAAACGGUACUGUAAUCCAUCUCCUAUAUGGAACAGGAAACGUAACUGCCUUCUUAAGUACGGAUGUAGUUCGGGUGGAUGAACUUAACGUGGUUGGUACAACGUUCGGGGAGGCAACCUACAUGAGCAAAGAUUUUGCUUACCCGGAAGUACCAAUAGAUGGUCUGUUUGGUAUGGCCUAUCCUGGCUUGGCUGUAGGCGGAGUCACACCGGUGUUCAAUAAGAUGAUUGAAGAGGGACUCGUUUCAAAGCCAAUCUUUUCGUUUUUCCUGAGCGUGAACGAUAACGGUACCAGAGGUGGAGAGCUUGUUCUCGGUGGAUCAGACCCCAGUCAUUAUACGGGUGAAUUCACCUACGUACCUGUAAGCCAGAAAAUGUACUGGCAAUUCGGUGUAGACGGCAUUGACAUCAAAGGGGCUCCUGUUACCUGCGAAUCGGGUUGUCAGGCUAUCGCAGACACCGGUACUUCACUGAUCGUUGGACCGUCUAAGAUGAUCAAGGAAAUCAAUGACCAAUUGGGUGCAGUAUACAACCCACAGCAGCAGCUGUACUUCAUCAAUUGCAACGAAAUUAGUAGUCUACCAAACGUCGUGUUCAUGAUUGCCAACAAGCCGUUUCCCAUCUCUCCGAAAGAAUACGUAGUGAUGAAUCCUGGCAACGUCUGUUUCACAGCCUUCGCACCCGACGAAUUCUCACCUCUGUUCAUAAUGGGCGAUCCCUUCCUAAGGGUGUACUAUGCAGAAUUUGACUUUGGAAACAACCGACUUGGCUUUGCGACUGCCGUCCAGAAGCAGAAGUUGUGAGAAGAGAAACUAGAUAUCGUGGAGUCUUAGGAAAAAUAUCUUUUAUUUAUCGUUUUGACGAUAUAAGGGAAAACUACACAAUAACUUUAACAUUUUUCAAAAACCAUAAUGUUCUACAAUAAAUUAGUAAUUCCUACAGUAUUUUAAAGUUAGAAACCUUUUUUUUUUUCCUUUUUAUUUGUGAAGAACUCAAAACUUUAAUUUUCAGCAGAAAUUGAUUGAAACUAAGUUCCCACUUUUUAAAGUUUAAAUUAUAUAGUUUUAAAGAGCUCAGAUUUAGUCGAUUCAUUGAAAUGUGGUUUUAUAUGAAUAACAAAUGGACAUGCAAAGAACAUCGCAAGCCUCGAUGCCUUUGUGCAAUGAAUCCAAGGGGGAAGAGCUGCAAGCGUUGUUAUUAGUACUGAUGAAGAAACUUCCAACGUACUUUAACAACAUGCACAUUGAUGGCUGUUACCUGUUAUUCAAUUCUGGUCAACAACGCACGCAUGCGGGCGCACUUCAGACCGACGGUUACUGAAUGACAGGUAACUACCAUCGAUAAUUACAGGAUAACUAGGCCUCCAAAGGUGCGGAAUUCAAUGGUUUCUUUGGCUAAUAAGCAGUCAUACUUAUGUAUUGGGUGAUUAUCAAGUGACAAAAAUAAUUCCAAUCUUGAUUUCCUCAUACACUUUAUGGAGUUUUGUGGCUGAACCGUGGAAUACGGAGGUCGUCCAGGAUUUCAGCCACAUUUAUGGGGCUAGUCAGUACCAAGUGCACUGUUUCCACUUAGUGAUAUCCCUCCCUGGCCAAUCAUCAACAUUGCUCGUUACGCCACUAAGUUAACCUCAAACUUUGUAUAACCAAGUCUAAAACUGUCUUCCCAUUGCGUUUUCUGCCUCUUUGUGUUGGAAUUGUAGCUUUGUUUAUAGUAUUCACACAAUAAAUAGUGUCGUGCUUCCAAGCUCUCCACCUGUGCAACAAACAGUCGUUUAAAUGGACAGUUUCAUCCGGAAAUUGUAAACUUUAUUGUUUCAUAUUGUUUACUUCUAAUAAUUCGAAAGUCAAUGUCAAGAAAAUCCACAUUUAGUCUUACAUUUACGGAUCAACUGUUUCACAUUUGAAGCGACAGAGAUGUGUGCUUCCGCAAUGAUACCUUAUAACCCGAGGGCUGAAAUUCAACCGACAUCGUCUCCUGGCAUUAAUUCCUGUUAUAAUAUUUGGUUUUAUAUAUGGAUCAAGUGAAAAUAAAUUGAUUGAACUUUUCCAGUAGAUUUAUGUGGAAUCUCAA